AUGGCAGAAAAGUCAUCGAGCAAUCAAGAAUACCUCGCCCAGCCACCGGCACCGUGUUGUUGGGCCGGCACCCUUCACGAAGGUAACCCCCGCGGCGAUGUGGAAGACAUCUUGGAGGUGCCCACUUACGUCGUCCGCCCGUCAGACGUGAAGCGCUCCCUACCGCCCAACGGACAUGUCAUCCUCUACUUCCCGGACGUGUGGGGCCUCUCCGUCAACGCCAAGUGCAUCAUGGACGGCUUCGCUUCCUCGGGAUACACGGCGCUUGGUAUGGACUUCUUCCGCGGCGACCCCAUCUCCAAGUACCGCAAUGCCAAAACCGAUCCGCUGCCGGAGGGGUUUGACAUGGCGGCCUGGCGCUCCAAGCACUGGAACUUCGCCACGGAAAAUGUUCCCAAGUGGACAGUGGCCGUCAAGGAAAGAUUUGGCGCCGAGUUGAAGGCUGAGACGGGCAAGGAGACCAAGUUCGCUUGCGUUGGAUAUUGCUUUGGUGCACCUUUUGUGUGUGAUUUGCUCGCGGGGGCUGGUGGCGAUGGGGAGCCGGUGGUUUCCGCUGGUGCAUUUGCGCACCCAACGGCGUUGAAGGAGGAGCAUUUCACCAGCAUCAAGAUUGAGACGGCUGACCCGAUUUACCACAGAGCCUCUUUUGCUUUCGUGCGCUGA
Molecule: messenger RNA, 663 nt
Organism: Colletotrichum fioriniae
Lineage: Eukaryota; Fungi; Ascomycota; Sordariomycetes; Glomerellales; Glomerellaceae
Source: RefSeq, a predicted model, not a curated record